AUGGUGGCACAAUCUUCCUUAGUUGGACAAGUCAAGGCUUGCCAGAAUGAAGAUCCCCAUCUUGCUAACCUACGAGAUCAAGUGCCGAAUGGGGGCGUUAAGUCAUUCCCUAUUGAUGGCGAAGGCGUGUUACAUCAACAUGGUAGACUGUAUAUUCCCAUAGUGGAUGAUGUCAAGCAACUAAUUCUUGAAGAGCCUCAUAGCUCGCGAUACUCCAUCCACCCAGGUACUGCGAAGAUGUACCAAGACUUGCGUGGAUGGUACUGGUGGAAAGGUAUGAAGGCUGAUACUUUGAAAUAUGUUACUGAUACUGCAAAACAAUUAGCGAAUAUUUACCUGUAUCUGUCUGAGAUCUUGGAAUACAUGCUUAGAGCUUGUGCGAUUGGUUUUGGUGGUUAUUGGGAUGUCAGCUGCCGUUGGUGUCGUUCACCAGUAGGAUUGUUUGAACAUGGUGAAGCACAACUAUUAGGUCCAGAUUUGUUUCAGCAAGCCUUGGAGAAAGUUGCGUUGAUAUGA
Molecule: messenger RNA, 516 nt
Organism: Lycium barbarum (goji berry)
Lineage: Eukaryota; Viridiplantae; Streptophyta; Magnoliopsida; Solanales; Solanaceae
Exons: 4
Coding region: 1-516 (171 amino acids)
Source: RefSeq, a predicted model, not a curated record